AGGUUGUCCUACGAUAGUCUACGGGAGGAAAGUAAAGAAGAAGAAGAAGGAGGAAGUAAAUUCGUAGACGUUCCAUUGAGUCUGAAAGGUCAUGUUAUUGGAAAGGGUGGCCACAAGCUGCAUGAAAUUAUGGAGACAACUGGAACAACAAUAUUCUCCCAAAGCAAGGAGGAAGCCGGAUUUACAAUCUUUGGUGAUGAAGACCAAACUGCACACGCUGAAAGGCUUAUCAAAGGAAUUGUGGUAAAGUGUUUAAAAACCCAUAGUUAUGAAUACAGGAAAUAGUUCUGACAGUACACUUAAGAGCCUGCACUAGACCUAUCAUCAGCAAGUAUACUUUAUGCAAUGUCAUGCCACCUUCAGUGACUUCGAUUGUUAAUAUAAAUCCGUGGAGACAUAUUUUAAACAUACUGGCAUUCUCAAGUGACCUUUUAUUUAUAGUGACUAAAUGUUCUGUAGAAACGAAUGGCAAAUAAAAAUAUUACCAAGUAGUCCAGUUAGUGUACUGAGAUCGAUUUGUUUAUUUAAUUAAUUAUUUUUAUUCCCUUCUUUGGCGUUUGAUUAUUAAUUUUUUGUUUUUGUGACUGGUUAAAAAUAUGAGCUAAGGUUUCUUGACUGAAGAAAUAGAAAUGCUGGGCAUUUUAGGAUCAUUGUUAAGUCAUGCAAAGCUAUCGAGGGCUGGAGGUUGGAAUAAAGCCCUUCUUUUGUAACGGAUAUUUUUAAACACUGUUUUAAAUAAUAUAGAUUCCAUUUUUGUGACCAUAAUCGACCGAAAAAAUUAUUAUUAUCAUUAAAUAGGAUCACGUUCCUUCAAACUUAAGUGUAGUAACUACUUACUGGACCCAAAAAUAGUUUUAAGAUCAUUUUUAUGGUGGUUAAUCGUUUUAAUUAAAGAAGAAAUAUGCUUCAGCGAUUUUUUUUCGUUGAUUCUAAAAACUCAAAUCAGAAAUGAAAGAAAAAAGGAAAUGAAUUCCGCUACUUGACACAAUAUGACUCCUCAUGUUAUGAAAAUGAUCUAUUUACCUGCCACAUAGACUGAGGCUAUGUUCGCACUAUACUUCCCGGAUACAUAGCUUCCCCCCCGGGGGGGGUACUCUCUUAUAUAAGCCAUAAAGGUAUGUGCCGCCCGAAAGGGUAUGGUUUUUGAGCCUUUUUGGCCUGAAAACAGGUAUUCACCAGUUCGGGUCUGGAAUCGGGUAUGGUUUUCGAUGGAACUACGGGAGUGUAUGAACGUAUUUAUCCUUUCAAUUCCAAAUGAUUAAGAAAGAAAGAGAAAUAUGCGAAUUCGAAACGAAUUUGAAGAAUUUUGUUUAUUUGCGCUCUAAUCUAAAAAAUAAUGACAUAAUUUCUUCCUAAAAGCCAGGUCUGAAAACGGGUAUGGAUUUUAGAGGUCUGGUCUGAAAACGGGUGUGGAAAAUGACAUUUUUGGGUCUGAAAUAGGGUAAGGAUUUGGAGAACUGGGCGGCACACCCCCACCCAAGAAUUCCCAGGAGUACCCCCCGGAGCUUUUCGUUCGGAGAAGAAAGGCUAUCCGGUACAUUGUGAUCAACACCUAACCGAGAUGCACAGCUUCUCUUCGUUACAGAAAUCGCACCGUGUGAACAAAAGCCUUAUCCGGUAUGUGUUUCGGGCCGGCGCAAAAGCUAUCCAUUAUAGGGUGAAGAUGGCCUGAGUUGCGCAGAUUGAGUGGAAUGAUUUGCUGCAUCUUUUUCGUGCAGGAUAGUGCCAAAAGAAGAAGGCGGGAACUAAUAAAGGUUGAAGACAAAUUCAAGGGUUCAGUGAAGGGAAAAGAGGCAGCUAAACUCCGACACAUUUCCGCUCAGUCAGGAGCAAGAGUAAUCUUAGAUCGUGAAGAUCUAGAAAUUUACAUUAUCUCAGGAACAGAAGAAGAAAGGGAGUAUGCUAAAGUGCUAAUUGGAGAAAAAGUGGUGGGUAAAAGUUCUCUUUCCUUCGAAUGAAAUCUUUAAGUAUAGAUCUAUGUAUCGUGCUUCACAACUACAAAUAGGAACCGUUCAUUGUUAUCAGCAGAAAGUCAUGGAAGUGGGGUGGGGGGGUGGGAGGUGCACUAGAAAAGAAAAGUCAUAUAGAAUGAGGACACACAUACACAGAAUUCAUCAAUCCGUCAUCAAUAGUAGACUGGAAACUUUUACUGCGCUCUUCACAAACAUGCGAAUUCUAAAGUUCAAAAGCCAGCUGACGAUUGCGUUUUUCGCUGCCGUCAAUCAUCUUAACGGACCUCUUUGGAAACAAAACUUGGCGCAAAAUGGCGAGCAGAGAGAAAAGGAAACACGCGAAAUUCAACCUCAGACAAUCCAAUUUUUCAAAUUUCUUCAGGGGAGUAUCCUCGCUUUAUUUUCCUAUUACGCUUCUAUUUGCGUCGUCCCCGCAUCUAUCUGAAUGCUUGGAAUAAGCUUCUUAUAGGUCAUACGCUUUGAACCUUUUCAUGACGAGAUGCCUGGGAAAUGAAAGCGGGGAGUGGGCAUGCAGAAAUUUACUUCUAUUUAAGAGUGGCCGGGAACUUCAUCUCAAUCUUGGGCUCUUGUUUACAGUAUGUGUUUUGGCUUAUGUUGAAGGCUUAAGCAAGAAUGAGAGGUGUUGGACGAAAAAACACGAAAACCAGUUGCUGCAUCGAUGACUAUAAUCUCAACGUACCAAAACUGAAACUGGAGCAGGUGCUGAAAAAUGGCCAUCCAACCGGACCGCUCGUACAAUACCGACUGAAACCAGCCGAGCGAUGUGAACCACAGGUGUGUCAUACGAGUAAUUAAUUUCCUCUGUUCUCCAUUCCUUGGUUGCCUCUCCCAAUUCUUUCUUUGGAGUGAAAGUUUUGUUUAUGCUGAAAGUUUCAGCAUAAACAAAGGCGAUGUCAUCUUGCAUACUGUUUGGUUGACGUCACGUUUUUGAAGCUUUCCACCCAGAGUUUGCGUAGCGAAGCUAAAAAAUAAGCAAGGCAAAAACCUUACUUCCUUCUUCUCACUUAGGAACCAUGCAGUUCUGACGCUGGUCAUCCAAGCUAUAAAGAACAACUAAUGAAGGACGUCUUGGUAUCUCUACGUAAGGUCAAACAGGAAAUAGCUGAAGAGAUGAUGCCAAAGGCCGACAUGUGGUGUCACUUUGGAAAGGUUACAAUUGAAGUUCCAGAUCGAGGUAGUGUUUCUUUCAGUUUUACUAUAAAUCGUCAGCUAAAUUCGCCCUCAUUACUUUAUGUAGUGUUAUGUAGGGGCUUGUGAAUGUUUGUUGUCAACAUUUAUCCACAGACCGCUUUUUAUCAUUUUUCCUUCAGAGGAUGUUCGGGAUGGACGGUGGAGCAUUAGAGAGGCCACAGAAAAGAUAAAAUACCCUAACAAUAAACACUGGAAGCUAGCUUUUAAUUUGGAAGGGGUUACGCCAAAUGAAAGAGCAUUAAGAACACAGUACAAGGAAACUUUUCCUGAGGAGAUAGGUUAUGUUUCAAGAUAUGAUUUAACAUUUCUGACACCAUGUUGGUAUCAAUUGAGAUGCAAGGUAAGUCCGCGUGCUCACCAUCCUGAGGUCCGUGUAUAAUAAUUGGUAAUAUAAUUUUUUUUUUUUAUGAAUAGAUACACAAACCUCCACGUGUAUUUUAAGAAACAAAUACCUCACAAAAUUGAUGCCAAGAACUUGCCCACCCACAAAAGUCAUGACUGCACUUUCCCGAGGUAAUUUUACUAUGAGGUAUAUCCAGAGAUACGGAAAAAAGAUCUGAGACAGCGCCCAUGACACUUAAUGUGGUAAAUAGUUAAAACUUUACGCCACCCGAGGCAAAAAAUUAUAAUCGGACAGAUGCUUCAUUUGACUUAAACACUUAAAAGAUUGUUUAUUUGAAGCAGGUUAUGUACUAGGCACUAUUUCGGGAAUGAUCAAUGUCCAUACAUCAGAUUUCACAACAUAAUUCAUUCAUUAAGGGCAGACAUCUUGUUUCCAGGUUGUGAAUUUGAUUGCAGGUUCCACAUUCGGGGACGAAGAGGUAGGAUAAGUAACUGGUGUAGAGGUGUUAGACUAAACUCGAAGUAAAAAUCAUGCGACUAUAUCCAACUCUUGAAAAUGAGACUGUAGGCAUUAAAAAGGGGGUUUGUUUUCUGUAGAACUUUGGUGACACUUGCAGCAACAACUGAAUUGUUGGGGAAGGUCAUUGUCACAUACAAUUAACCAUUUACAUACAAUUUAUAAGUUAAAAAGUCAUUAAUUCUUCUGGUAUGACCAUGUUGUAGCGGCAGGAGGAGGGAUGAUGUUCUUAAGGGGGGACAUUUGGCGUGCAGCUCCUACUCUCCUGUCACUAAGAGACUCCAGGCCGGCCAAGACCAAGGCUUCCGUAUGGUCUACCCGACCAAAUAUUAUUUUGAGAGCUUUCCGCUGUACAGACUCAAUUAACUCGUCCAGAUAUAAAGGGAUCGCAGCCCAAACUGGCGAGGCGUACUCAAAAAUGGAUCUAACAAUACUACAGUAGACUAACACAAACGCAGCACAAACAAUCGCUUUGGCUGACUGACUGUUUUAUGAACAUACUUAAAGAAGAUGGUGAUGUAAUUGAAAUGACAAUUUGCAAACAAAAGCAGAGUGAGACGUUAUGUCAAGGUAUAAUGUCGAUACAAAAUACUUGUCAUCCGGCUCGUGACAACUUUAAAACGGCUCUUUCAAGAGACAAUCAGCAGAGUCCGUAUGCAUUUCCGCUUUCAAUUCUCUUUUUCAUCUCUUAGUAGUUGUAACCCGUCGCUUUUUAAAACAGUACCUAACAUUUCUUUAAGCUAAGUUAAAUGGCAGAGCCCCGUGUGUUAAUUCUCUCCAACUCUUUCAUUUGUCGUAGAAAUAACUUUAUUGCUAGAGUCCUCACCUUGAACAUUGUUUUCUUCUCAACGAGGCACCCUCGAUUAAAUGGCAUGGUGUGUGGCUAGAACAGUUGCUAAAACUGUGCGAGGUGACCUCCUUGGAUUGCACGGUUGGGAACUAGUAUAAGGAUCUUUCCAAGCUAUAUUCCUUGGACGUAACUUAAGCAACUGAGGACCUAUAUACGUUUUUUUUUUGUGGAACAACUACAAUCUGCUGCAGAUUUGUUUACGUGUAUGCCAGACACCAUCGACACAAUUAAAUGCGUGUUUGCACUCUUACGAAAUACCUUAAGAUGUUCAGGAGCAACUAAACUUUAUCAUCUUUUGGGGUCACAGACCCUUUUAAGAUACCAAGCAGAGCUUUUUCGUCCGUAAUGGUGUUCACCUUUAUAAGCUGGAGCUGAUUAUAAGUUUUACUGCAGUCUACAAGGGGCCGUUGUAAAGUUUUUCAAUCUUGGGCGAGCGCUCCGCAUGAGUUUCUUACCGAUAAUAAUUUUCCAUUAACCCAUUUCCUAUUUACCUAUCGUUUUUAUAUUUCACACCAGGCCACGUUUUUUAUCGAGGUUUGUUAUCUAUAGGAAUUGCUAUGAGGAGGGUAAUCAAUUCAUCCUUUCAAGACCCUUAAUGUAGUAUUUUCUAUUCACAGAUAGCACUCAGGACAUGGACUAUGCACCAGACGAAAACAUCCAAGAUGCUCUGUUGACCUACCUGUCUGAGUUGACAUUGACGGAUGAAGAGCCGAUGGGACUGCAUCUUCCGAAGGGGGGCGAAUUUCAUGUUAUAUAUUGGCGUCGUUCUAAACGAACAGAGUACACUGCUAGUACAGGCCUUAGCAUCAUCCUUUCUAAAGAACACACAUGGAGCAUAGGAAAUAAAGUCAUCAGAGAAACGGUCAGUAUGCUAGACCUGUUUUAAAGUCACUUUUUAAUAGAAUACAAAUUACAAAACUCAAAGCAACACUUUGAAGCAAAAUUAUAAUUUCCCUGAAUUCGCUCGAACUUCAUCAGCGAUGUAAAUGUCAGGUUACGUAACGGAUAGGUUGUUACGUAUUCCUAGGAUACUAAAUGUCUUCGGCCGGAGCAGAUAAAAAACCUUUUUGGUAACUGUAAAGUCACCUUUUUAAGGUUUCAGAACCAUCAAGAUAUAACCACUUUCGCUCUACUAAAGGCUUUAUGCUGUCGAAAAGUGUCGUUCCUCGAGAGCAUAUAUCCGUCCGAGUCGAUAACUGAGCAUUUGUCGGCCCAGUACAAAAACCUUACCUUGGUUAAUAUCAAGCGAUUGGGUCAUUGUGGACAGAAAUAGGUAGACAAUCUUGAACAAAAUGCAUUUGUGCAUUGACCAUUUGAUAUUAUCUACACUCACCCUAUGGUUAGAUUUAGAUGUGAAGCUUUUACGUGAACUACUCUUUUUCUAUUUUGCCGUUUAAUAGACUGACGUCCAUGUGCGCUACAAAGAGUGGGACACUUUACUUAGCAGCGGAUUAUGGGAACCAGAGGCCAUAACUGAGAAGCUGCCUGAAUUUCUAGAAUUUGUUAAGGAAGCGCAAGCCUUCUUGUUUCAUGACANAUUUAUUUUUUUUUUUUUUUUUUUUUGUUUUUUUUUUUUUUUUUUUGAUUUAAAAGAUUGAAUUUUGCUUUUUUUUUAAGGUGUUUAUCCGAACAUUCUUAUCGUUGGGGUUGUUUGUUAAAGGGGAAAGGGAGGGGGGGGGGGGGGGGGGUAUUAAUUUGAAAUAUAGGUGUGAGUUAGUUAUCAUGACCGACAGUUUAUGACACUAGGGGAUGGUCAGGUUAAGUUAAAAAUCUUAUUAGUGAGUUGAGAAUCUUCGUACGCAACACCUAUGGACUAGAAAACUGAGGCUGUGAAACAUUUGUUCUUACAUUAUAGUUCCUCCAGAGAUUCUUGCGCGGGGUUCGUCCGCCGUGGAAGCUUACAAAAAGGCUCUUACUCAUGGAAAAACGUCCGACAGAAGGUUUCCAUUGAUGCUCAUUGGACAACACCGAGCAGGAAAGACCAGUUUAAUGAAGUCGCUAAAAGGGAUAUGCUAUGACCCACAAGAAGAUAGCACCGUUGGCAUAGAAGUGGAUCCUUCCUAUUUUAAACUGACCACAGAGCCGUGGGUAACAGGAAAGAGCAGCGAGGACCAAACGUCUGAAACUACAGCAAAUUCCUAUGGUCAGCUUGCAGCCAGAUACAUCGUGGAUAGCGUAAAGCCGACCGAAAUGGUAACUAAAAGUGCAGAGGAAUUUCAUAUUGCAGAAGACAGUUUUGAACCCGGCGGCAAUGAAAUCUCAUAUGAAUCAUCACCAAAUGACCCUGCGAAAAAUGCGGACAUCAUUCAGGCACCUAAUCCCACUCUUAGAAGUCACGAAUUCGGCGUAUUACCGUCUUCAACAAAAUUAAAUCCAGAACCAGUUACUCACGAAUCUAUUAAAAUCAUGCCCGAGUUCGAAGAAGUAGCAGCUGUGACUGAAUCAUUGCUUCGUGGCGAUUUGGAGGACAACAGAGACGACGUGUGUUCUAAUUUUUGGGAUUUUGCAGGACAGUCGGUUUAUUAUGACACACACCCACUGUUUCUGACAUCACGAGCAAUUUACUGUUGGUGUAUGACCUAA
Molecule: messenger RNA, 7456 nt
Organism: Porites evermanni
Lineage: Eukaryota; Metazoa; Cnidaria; Anthozoa; Scleractinia; Poritidae
Source: the annotation of a GenBank genome assembly